Molecule: messenger RNA, 1359 nt
Organism: Dreissena polymorpha
Lineage: Eukaryota; Metazoa; Mollusca; Bivalvia; Myida; Dreissenidae
Product: complement C1q-like protein 4
Exons: 3
Coding region: 218-856 (212 amino acids)
Molecular function (GO): protein binding
Source: RefSeq, a predicted model, not a curated record
ACUUUACAGCAGAUGUUAUGUGGCAUCAAUGUCCUUAAAAGCGUGCCAAAAGCAGUGUCUUAGUGCACAAGGUCAUGGGACUGCCGACAUAUGUGAAGUAUUCAAAAGUCUUCAUAGGUGGAUUUUUAGCACACUUCGUCAUUCCAGAGUAUUUUGAUAACAACCAAAUAAACAUUACCGGUUGACUGCAUUGUGUGUACAUUUGUUCGUUUCCAAAAUGCUUUCAACGGAUGUUGUUAUGAUCAUUUUGUUAGGCUGGGGUAAUAUUAUUUCGAUUGAGACAAGCGGAAUGCGGAUAACAAAUACCACCGUAUCAGAGACAAUGCGCGUUCUUACCGGCAAAAUAGUGGACCAACAGGAAAAACUUGAGAAAAUGGAGCAGCGCUUACAAGCACUGCAGACAUCAGCUCAUAAUGUAUCCAAACAUAUUCAAACCCGACAAGCGGAGGUGUCAAGUGUAGCGUUCACUGCGUGCGUUUCGGCACAGGACGUAAUCAAUAUCGGGCAUGGUCAAACGAUUGUGUUCGACCAGGUGUAUACAAAUACCGGAAAUUCGUACAAACGGACGACGGGAAUUUUCACAGCUCCCAUGGACGGCGUCUACGGCUUUCAUCUGUCUGUCAUGGUCCUGGAUUCGAAUGCUUUGUAUCUCAAUCUUGUCAAGAACGGCGAACACUUUGAGGGAAUGGCUAUUUAUGGCAACGGACGUUUCACCACUGUAAGCGAGUUCUGGAACAUUGAGCUUGCUAAAGGUGACGACGUAUGGAUCCGAACUGAUACAAACUACAUUGAUGGGCACCUUGGUACCAUUCACGGAUGGUGUCACACGCAGUUCUCAGGCUUCUUUAUCAACUAGUUCAUGCUUCAUCGGUUAAGACAAUUAUCAACUGAAAAUAGUAAUUAUUUGUACAUACUUUACACACUGUGCAAUUUUUCUAAUUGGGCAGUUUUCUUUUGUAUUUUCUCAAAACUAAAUUGACGAAUUGACAUGGGAUUUAUGAAAUGAAACUAUAGAUUUGCGUAAAUAUUUCUAAAUACAAUUUAAAGAAUCCCUGAUCCGUAACGGAUACUGCAUGUCCGAAUCGGGUUUUUAUUUUUAAAUUAAAAAAAAUUCGUAUGAUGCAAUUUUGAAAUUUGACACAUCCGUUCUAUAUAUAAAACGUUCAAAGUUGAUAAGCUUCGUGUCAUAAGAGUAAUUGAAGUGUUGUUUUUCCCAAAGAUUUGACCUGGUGUACUAUUUUUUAUUUUAACCAUGAUUGAAACGUGGCCUAGAUAUUGUCAAGAUAAACAUUCUGAAUAUGAUUCAAAGAGUCAUAAAAGUGGAUUCUAUAGUGGUAAUACAUUUCUUUUAAGAUUUGA